This is a messenger RNA of Cyclocybe aegerita, 1449 nucleotides long. The record is from the annotation of a GenBank genome assembly. Lineage: Eukaryota; Fungi; Basidiomycota; Agaricomycetes; Agaricales; Hemipholiotaceae.
AUGGAUCCAUCUGCCAUUUGGAAGAUUUUCGAGCAUAAUCCAGAUGCUCUCAGGACUCUGGUAGCCACCUCCGAACGCGCUGGGCACGUAUUCUGGAAAACAGAGGCUAAUCACGAACUCUCACAACGCCAACGACAGCUGGAUGUACUCUCCGGUGCAUACGGCUCAGUGUUCUCCCUGGCCAACGAGAUCCACAAGCUCCAGUUCGCUCAGAUGCUUCAGGGGCAAGGGAUAUCCGAGGAGCUGAUUGAGCGAUUAAAUGGGAUAGAGCUUGGCGACCUGACAUCGGCUCGGGGAGGGGACAUCCGACGACUCCUACUGAAGCUUUGUCUGAAUAGAGAAGCGGAGGCCAUACAUCAACAUGGGGAGCGUAUAUUAGAAGGCGGGAAAGUAAUUCUGGACUUAUUAGUAUCUCAGCCGAGGAAUCUUCUGGAGCAUUUGCUCGCCGUCAGCCCCGCUGACCAACACACGGCGCGCCAAAUUUCACAGGAUACCGGGCUGGAGGAUCUGACUGACUGCAUCCUACGAGAGCAGAGAGAGUUUAUUGCAGGAGGAUCUUUCGGAGAGGUAUAUAGAGCCGAGCUCAUCCGAGGCGAGAUGAGGAAGAAGGUUGCCGUGAAGGUGAUCAAAAUCUAUGAGGAUGAUAUAAUUGAUCCAGCGAGGAAGUUACGAAUCGAAAACCGUCUGAGAAGGGAAAUUAAGGUCUGGAAAAGGCUAUGCCAUCCCAACAUCGUUCCACUCCUCGGUUUCGUCCGCAGUUUCCAGACGGGAUAUUACACCUCCCCGCUACUAUCGAUGGUGUGCCCUUGGAUGGCAGGUGGAAGCCUUACAAAGUACUUGCAAGCACGAAACCAAGAUCUGACACUGAAGGACAGGUUUCAACUUCUUACCGACGUAAUAGAGGGGUUGACGUACCUGCACUCAAAUUCUGUGAUCCACGGGGAUCUAAGUAGUUCAAAUAUCCUCGUUUCCGACAACAGUGCAUCUCUCAGUGACUUCGGGUUGUCGCAGAUUGUUUCCGACUUCGUCGACACGCCGUACAUGACGUCUAAGUUGGCCCAAGCCGGGGCAAUCCGAUGGCAAGCUCCAGAACUGUUUGUCGGAGACGAUCGAUGCCCUCCGAAGACCAAGGCCUGCGAUAUCUACUCCUUUGGCUGCAUUGUACACGAGGUCAUAUCGGGCUGCUUGCCCUACUUCAAUAUUGAAAGCGAUUACUACGUUGCGUUACAAAAAAUGACGCUCAUACCUCCAGCGCGCCCAGACUCUAGUCUCCUCACAAAUGAGAUCUGGGACUUCAUACAGUUGUGCUGGCGAGACGAACCAAAUUGGCGACCAGAGGCAACGCAAGUGGGGCGUAAAUUGCAGGUUAUAACUUCCGGAUACUCCAACGAGGCGUUGAACAUAAAAUCUCCCCUGAUGCUAGAGGAAUCCGGGCUAAAGUUAGACUGA